ACAGCGACUUCCCGACCACAACUACCAUCGCCUCCCACCUCCUUACCACCACUAUCCCCACUACGACAACCACCACUACCACCACCACUACCACUAGCAUCUCUGCGACUCUGGACAUCAUCACGGACACACACAACAGCAGUGAGGAGAGUAACGCUACGAUGAGGAUGACGGAAGAGAGUAAUUCUAUAAUGGAUGAUGAGGAUGAUGCAGCCCUGACCAGCGCCCCACGUCACGAACCCCCGCCAGUCAACGCUUCAGUGAGUUACGUGGACGAGGAGACAGCGGCCACGACAGACAUCCACCCACAGACAACACCAGAGGGACACAGCACCACCCCGACGGCUGUAUCAUCCUCCCAAAGGGCACCCACGCCCUCUCCACGCCAACCCACGCCUACAACGACUCCCACGAACGCCCCCACGCCCACCACGCUGCCAUACUGGAUCAUACACAACCGCAUGCCGCCCUUUGACCACCAUGCCACCGUGCACCCCCCAGCGGCCCCACGGGGUAGCGCAAAGCCUCGCCUGGGGGUGGCACUGCACGGUGAGACGGUCCGGGAGAAGGCGACCCUCAAGGCACACAAGCCACGCAGAAUAAAUCGUAAUAAAGUCACAGAGAAGAAGCGCCACGCAUCAAGACCCUCCGCGCGGCCCUCCAGCAUCCUGGAGCACACCAAGGACCUCUGGGUGUUCCGCGGCGCUAGCAACCACGGCCUGAGUCCCGGCCAGCCGCUAACUCUCGGUCGUCUCAGCCGCGGCCACGUCAACGACUGGGCGGUGGUGGGCGCGGGCGUUGUGGCCUCUUCAGUGGGCGUGGCCUUGCUGGUGUGUGGGUCUCUCCUUGCCCGAGGGCGUAGCAAAACCAGGCCCAUGUGGGAGGCGUCCUCGUACUGGCGUGAGGGAGCGGACGAGGACGUGGUGAUGGCGGUGGGCGGCAGCAGCGAGGAGGACGAGGGGACGCUUACGGAUUCCGAGGGGACCGUGGGCGUGGUGACGGACACCCACCGCGGCCUCAACAACCGCCUCUACCUCCUGCUGCAGAGGGACACGGCCACCGGUAUCACCCCAGACACGCUGCCAGUCCCCCGCUCACCCUCCCCGACUGACCCCACCACGUCUCCCGCCUGGCACUGACCCCCCGGCCCGCCCCUCACCGCCCCGCCCCUCCCACGCCCUUAAGGAGAGGAAGGGAGUCAGUUUCCUGCCUCGGCUCCUCCCUCGCCGCUAACUGGCAUUAAGGAUUCCGCUCGCCUCGACACGGGACUGUACUUUGGGAGCCCGCCGCGCCGACCCUCACCUGGACUUAUUUCUCUCUCCCCUUUCCUUCCCCUCUCCCUCUCUCUCCCUGUCCGCCGCGGGGUGCCACGCGGACGCAGCAACAAGGCAGCAGCAUCACCGUGCGUGCGUGUGUGUGUGCGUGCGCCGGGACACCAGUGAUUCAUAGUAUUAAAGCGUUUAUGUUUAUGUUAGUCAGAUGUCUUGGUGCCAUUAAUCGUUUUGGGGUCUCGAGGCUCAAAGUGAUGAAGACGAAGCAGCUCGGGAUAAAAGAUAAAACCCAACCCUAAGCCUCCCACGCCUCUCAUACAGUAAAAGGGACUCCAUAAGCUCAUCCAAGACGCUAAACAUAGGCCUUGUACAGAGCCUUGCCCAUGUGUUAGAGGGAAGAAAGAGCAGAAAGAAAUAUAGAAAGAAAGAUAAAACCCAACCCUAAGCCUCCCACGCCUCUCAUACAGUAAAAGGGACACCGUAAGCUCACGCAAGAGUCCUGUAAAAGUAAAACAGUAAAUAUAAACCAUUCCGAGAGCCUUGUCGAUGUGUUAGCGGGAAGAAAGAGAAAAAAGAAAGAAAGAAAAACCCCAAUCCUACGCCUCCAACGAUCCCCAUGACACUAAAUGAGACUCCGUAAGCUCAUCCAAUAAUCUAGUAAGCAUAAGCCUUGCCGAUAGCCUUGCCUAUGUUGGUCACUGCCCCGCCCUCUCUUCCUGGCGAUGGUCCGUCUCUCCGAGGUGUUGCCGCGAGGGAAUAAGACAGUGCGUGGCCGUUAGCGGUGUUAAUGAAGAGUGACGUGAGGGAGCUAGGGUGUGGGUGUGUGGGUGUGUGCCUACGUAGCUAGCUGGUCCUGUUAGGCCUGGUCGCUGCUAGGGAUGUGAUGGAGUGGGGAAAAGAGCAAAGAGUGAAAAAUUAUGAAAGAAUGAGAAAGGAAGAGUAAAGAAUAAGAAAUAAGGAAAAAUAAGAAAGAGUAAAGAGUAAAACAUAAAUAGAAUUAGUGUGACGGAGUGGGGAAAAGAUUAAAGAGUGAGAAAUUAUGAGAGAGAUGAGAAAGGUGGAGUAAAGAAUAAGAAAUAAGGAAAAAUAAGAAAGGGUAAAGAGUAAAACAAAAGUAGAAUAAGUGUGAUGGAGUGGGGAAAAGAUUAAAGAGUGAGAAGUUAUGAGAGAAUGAGAAAGGAGGAGUAAAGAAUAAGAAAUAAGGAAAAAUAGGAAGGAGUAAAGAACAAAACAAAACUAAGAAAAGUGUAAGGAGUUAGACAAGUAAGAAAGAAUUAGACCAAAAAGUAUAGAGUGAACGAGGAGGAUUAUUCCCCUGUGCCAAUUUGUACGCAGUAGGGAAUGUGUGUAAAACUAGGGUGAGGGUUACUUGUGCCAAUUUGUACGCGGUAAGGAAGGUAUUAAUAGGAUGGUCAGUAUUAUGUGUGCCAAUUUGUACGCGAUGAGAAGGGUAUAGGAUCAGUAUUACGAGUGCCAAUUUGUACGCUAAGAAUGGUGCAGAAAGAGGGUCAGCAUAACUUGUACCAAUAUGUACGCAGUAUAUGAAUAUAAUGUAUGUUUAACAAGGGUGAGGAUAACGUGUGCCAAUUUUUACGCAAUAAGGAAGGUAUAUGAUCAGUAUUACGUGUGCCAAUUUGUACGCGGUAAGAAAAAUGUUAAACAAGGAUGAGUAUUUUGUGUGCCAAUUUGUACGCGAUAAGGAAGGUAUAGGAUCAGUAUUGUGUGUGCCAAUUUGUACGCGAUAAGGAAGGUAUAGGAUCAGUAUUGUGUGUGCCAAUUUGUACGCGAUAAGGAAGGUAUAGGAUCAGUAUUGUGUGCGCCAAUUUGUACGCGAUAAGGAAGGUAUAGGAUCAGUAUUGUGUGUGCCAAUUUGUACGCGAUAAGGAAGAUAUAGGAUCAGUAUUGUGUGUGCCAAUUUGUACGCGAUAAGGAAGGUAUAGGAUCAGUAUUGUGUGCGCCAAUUUGUACGCGAUAGAAAGAAAUAGAGAACGAGGGCGAUGUCUACCCCGAGCGAAACUCUCCAGCAGAACACAAGGAGGCAAUUUACCUGUCAAUUUACCUGCAGCGCUAAGUGUCAGGUGAAGCCAACAGGUGUGAGAUGCUCGAUAUGAGAUAGCCGCCGCCAAGCAGUUCUAUGGGAAGAUGCCUACCGGCGCAAUAGGCAACAACG
Eriocheir sinensis (Chinese mitten crab) is the source of this 3441-nucleotide messenger RNA. RefSeq lists its product as uncharacterized. Lineage: Eukaryota; Metazoa; Arthropoda; Malacostraca; Decapoda; Varunidae. The transcript is spliced from 2 exons. The record is from RefSeq and is a predicted model, not a curated record. Bases 162 to 1139 code for a protein of 325 amino acids.